CUGGCGGAAGCACGGAGAUCCACAGUGGAAGCAAGCUGUUGUGAUGGGUGAUUUCCUUCCAACGAGUCACUUGGGUUCAGUGUCGGAGGCGUAUGCGAAGGAGCUCGAAGAGUAUAUCCUCACGCAGAGGAAGAUUGCAAAACAGCCUCGCAAGGAGAAAGAAUCAGGGAGGGAAUUCUGCUUUGAGCGGAAAAAGGAAAAGAAGCUGUUCAAGAAAUGGAUGGAAGUGAAAUACAUGCAGAGCUUGGCUUGUCCCGGCGAACCCGUUGGCGUUCUCGCUGCACAGUCGGUUGGAGAACCAUCUACACAGAUGACUCUGAAUACCUUUCACUUGGCAGGGCAGGGAGAAGCAAACGUGACCCUCGGUAUUCCACGUCUUCGUGAGAUCUUAAUGACAGCUGCAGAAAGAAUUCAAACGCCGGUCAUGGUCUGCCCUCUUCUUCCCGGCAAAACAAAGGCUGAUGCCGAGGCAGUUGCGAGUCUGUUGAGAAAAGUGAAAAUGGCAGAAGUGAUCCGGAGAGUAGAGGUGGCAGAGAAACCAUGUGCGGUGGUUGCAGGUGGGAUGCGGAGCAAGGUGUAUAGGGUGCGCCUGCAGUUCUAUGCGGAGGAGGAGUACCCAUCGCAUCUAAAGAUCACGACCCGGGAAUGUGAAAGGGCAUUUCGUCUAGAGUUUGUCGGAAACCUGAUGGCUGCUGUUGGAAAGCUUCAGAAGAAACAGAGUGCGAAGAUGGGCGAUGCAAAGCUCAUCAUUGAAUCAGCGCCUAUGGUAGCGGAGGUGAAGGAAGCUAAUCCUGAUGCAGGCCAGAAAUCCAAGAAAGGCGAGGAUGACGAGGUCGCAGAGGAAGAUGGAGCGGAUGCUGAGAAGCGGCGAGGGCAGGGGAGGGAAGGCCGUACAUACGACGCGGAUGUUGAUGACGAGGAGCGCGAAAUUGCUCAGCAGACAAUGAGAGAGGCGGCCCGCCACGGUUUCGAAGGAGCGGCGUGGGAACCCGUUGACGAAGAAGAUGAAAUGGGAGAGGUGGACGAUGAAGGCGAUGUAGAGGCUGCCGCGGGAGAAGCGCGAGGCGACGAAGCAGAUGACGAGCAUGGCGAGUUGUCGGAUGAUGAGGAUCACGGGAGAAUAGGUGUGGGAACGAUCAGAAAGGCGGACGGCGAGGUGGUGAAAACGGAUGUCAAGGGUUCGAAGCCGAAAGCAAGCAAGAAAGGGUCGACAGCGGAAGCAAGCAGCGUGUUGACGGGGAAGAACUGGUGCGAGUUCCGAUUCUCGGUCCCGGUCAACUCUCCGCCAUUGCUGCUCAUGGAGCUGGUGGAGAAAACGGCGCUUGAGGUGGUGGUGAGAGAAACGCCCGGAAUAAAUCGUUGUUAUGUGAUGGAUGGCGAUAAAGGUGGUCCCCCCAAAAUACAGCUGGAUGGCAUCAACUUUGGCGGGGUCUGGAAACACUCUGACGUAUUGGAUGUCAAUCAGCUCACGACUAAUCACCCAGCUGCGAUGCUUCGUACUUACGGUGUCGAAGCGGCGAGGGCAACGAUCAUGAAUGAGGUGAGGGGAGUGUUUGGCGCGUAUGGAAUCGCUGUUGAUGCGAGACAUCUCAGCUUGAUCUCAGACUUCAUGACGUUCCACGGCGACUACAGAGCGUGCAAUCGUAUUGGCAUUGAGGCACACACUUCACCGUUCCUGAAGAUGAGCUUUGAGACGGCAACGCACUUCCUGAUGGACGCAACGCUGAAGGCGCAGACUGAUUUCCUGGAGUCGCCCUCUGCUCGGAUAAUCCUAGGGCAAGUGCCACAGAUCGGAACUGGAUCAUUUGACUUGCUCCACAGGAUACCAAAAGCCGCCAAGUGCUAAGGAAGGUAGUUGCGUAAACCACCGUUGGUCCACUACCUUUCCCCGCUUGAAAAACAAAGUCGCAGCUCGUUA
Molecule: messenger RNA, 1918 nt
Organism: Chara braunii
Lineage: Eukaryota; Viridiplantae; Streptophyta; Charophyceae; Charales; Characeae
Source: the annotation of a GenBank genome assembly